GUCUGUGUGAAGUUUCUAGUGCAAUUUACAACUGGAGGGAAGCUCCGACCCUGCUGCCUGGGCUGCUCAGGAAGACACUAAACCGAAUGUUCCAGGAGCCAGAGAGGGAGCACCGAUGAUGAGAGUCGGCGUGCGGGGGCUCAUCUCGUUCUUCAUGAUCUUGGCUGGGCACGGUGGCCUCCUGGGGAGAAACGAUGACAUCCAAACCAAGAGAGAACUCCCUGUGAAUCAGAGGAAGCACCCAGGUCCAGUCCAUGAAUAUGAACUGCUUCUUCAGAUGUCCUAUAGAGAUCCCAACGAGAAAAAGACCUUGAAGAAUUUCCUCCAGCUCUUGGGGCCAUCAUCGUUAUUAUCACAUGGGCCACUGAAGAUGAUCAGAGCAAAGGCUACUACAUACUGUAGCAGCGUGAACGGAGGCCUGCAGUGUGCUUGUGAGGAUGGCUACGCCUGGUUUCCACCCACGUGCCUUGAUCCCCAGCAAUGCUACCUUCACACGGAAAGAUCCUUCCGGAGCUGCAACUGUCAGGGCAACAACCUCAGCCAGAGUGUCAACUUCUGUGAGCGAACAAAGAUUUGGGGCACUUUCGAGAUUAAUGAAAAAUUUACCAUAGAUCUUUUGAAUUCAUCUUCUGCCAUCUUCUCCAACUAUACAACUGGGAUUGAAAUUCAACUUAAAGGCGUAUACAAAAGGAUUCAAGGUUUUGAGUCCAUUCGGGUCACCCAAUUUCGAGAACUCAUAACAAAAUUGAAACUCCACCACAACAUAAAUGCAUAUGUGGAAGGAAGAUGCACCCUUGUUGGCUAUGAAGUCAUUGGGUCCAGCAGCCCCUCUGAGCUGCUGUCAGCCAUUGAACGGGCGGCGGAGCAGGCCAGGGAAGCCCUUCACAAGCUGUUCCCGCUGGAAGAUGACUCUUUCCGAGUUUUUGGACAAGCCCAGUGUCACAACGUGGUCUUCGGGUAUGGACUCCGGAAUGGCGAGUACACCCUGCCCUGUAGCCAAGGCUACGUGGGGAGCAUCACAGCCAGGUGCCAGUCCUCUGGGUGGCAGGUCACCAAGGAGUCCUGCGUGCUCUCUCAGCUGGAAGCCCUGAAAAAGAAUCUCAGCGUGAUCGCAGACAACAUCACAGAGGCUGCCGUGUCGUCCCUGGUGAAGAAUCUUUCUACCAUCCUUAAGCAAAACCCAUCAACCACAGCUGGGAAUCUAGCUUCGGUGGUGUCCCUUCUGGGAAACAUCACCUCCCUGUCACUGGCAAGGCGUGUCAAGGUGUCCAAUGCCACAAUGGAGGAUGUCAUCAAUAUCGUUGACCAUAUCCUGAAUUCAGCCUCUCUCACCAACUGGACCCUACUACUGCAGGAAGAAAAACAUGCCAGCUCACGGCUCCUGGAAGCGGUGGAGACCAUCAGCACCCUGGUGCCUCCAACAGCCUUGCCCCUGAAGCUUUCUCGGGAAUUUAUUACCUGGAAAGGGAGCCCCGUGAGCAAAAGCAAACUGGAACAGGGCUACCACUUUCAGAUGGAAAUGUUCCCGGCAAAUGCCUCCAUGCCCGUCAGAGGGGAGGUGUUCAUUGGGCCAGAGCAGUUCCGUAAGUCCCUUCCAGAAACUAUUAUCAGCCUGGCCUCGUUGAAUCUGCGACACAUUCUACCGAGCGCCCGACUUGAGAACGCUCGGAUCAAUGGGCCUGUGAUAUCCACUGUCAUCCACAACUAUUCCAUACGUGAAGUUUUCCUGAUCUUCUCCAAGAUCGACCCAAACCUGAGCCAGCCCCAUUGUGUGUUUUGGGAUUUCAGCCGUUGGCAGUGGGACAGUGCAGGCUGCUCCCUAGUGAAUGAGACUCCUGCCUCGGCGAUGUGCCGGUGUACUCACCUGACCUCCUUCUCCUUGCUGAUGUCACCCUUUGUCCCCACUGCCAUCACCUCUGUUGUGCAGUGCAUCACCUACGUGGGGCUGGGCGUCUCCAUUGGCAGCCUCGUCUUAUGCCUGAUUCUUGAGGCUCUGUUUUGGAAGCACGUCCGGAAGAACCAAACGUCGCACACGCGUCACAUUUGCAUGGUGAACAUAGCCCUGUCCCUCCUGAUUGCUGACGUCUGGUUCAUUGUCGCUGCUUCUGUGGACCCCGUGGCAACCCCUUCGGGAUUCUGCGUAGCUGCAGUCUUUUUCACCCACUUCUUCUACCUCGCCUUGUUUUUCUGGAUGCUCGUGCUUGGGGUCCUGCUAGCGUAUCGGAUCGUCCUCGUGUUCCACCACAUGGCCCUGCCUGUGAUGAUGGCAGUCGGCUUCUGCCUGGGCUAUGGGUGUCCCCUUGUGAUAUCUGUCAUCACCAUCGCUGUCACACUACCCAGCGAUGGCUACCGAAGGAAAGACGUGUGUUGGCUUAACUGGUCGGAUGGAAGCAAGCCUCUCCUGGCCUUUGCAAUUCCUGCACUCACCAUCGUGGGCGUGAAUCUGACUGUGGUGCUGCUCGUGCUCCUGAAGCUCCGGAGGCCGGCUGUUGGAGAAGGGAUGAGCCAGGAUGACAAGGCCACGGCUCUCCGCAUGGGGAAGAGCCUGCUCAUUCUGACGCCUCUGCUGGGGCUCACCUGGGGCUUUGGCCUAGGGACCCUGGUGAAUAGCCAAACCCUGGCGUGGCAUGUUAUUUUUGCUUUGCUCAAUGCAUUCCAGGGAUUGUUCAUCUUGUGUUUUGGAAUAUUCUUGGAUAGUAAGCUUCGACAACUUCUGUUCAACAAGCUAUCCCCAUUAAUCUCUUGGAAGCACUCAUCACAGCAAAACGAAUCUGAAUUAACGUUCAAGCCCAGAUUCUCCAAUUCUUUCAACCCAUUGCAACACAAAGGCAUAUAUUCUCUUUCGCAUACUGGAGACUCCUCAAACGACGUCAUGCUAACUCAAUUUUUAUCAACGGAAUAAGACUAGGAACCAUAAAAUCAAGGGGGAACAAAUGGAGCAGUUUGACAUUUGGAGCGAAAUGUCAGGGAAGAGAUCGUGCCCAGAAUUGGAUGGGACUUUCUGUAUUUAGGGGUCUGGCAACAAAAUGAGAUCUCUGAGUCUUCAUCGCCGCCUCCUUUAUCUUCAAGGAAAUGGAAAGAAGAUGAUUUUUCAGGUGGUUUGAUUCUGAAAAAUUGCUCCAAAAUUACAGAAGAAUCUAUUUUGUUAGAGUAUAUGUCACGUGCACCUGCUUCUCACUGCUUUCAAAGGUGGCUUUCCUUGUCAUGAAAGAGCAUGAUUCACGAGCAUUGUCCAGAUGCUAAAAGUGUCAUGAAACCGCCUCAGAUAAACAGACAGGCUGCCACGGUCUUGCCACAAAGCCAUUGGUGAAAAAUUCUUGCAGUAAAGCUUUACCUCUCAAGGUUUUAAGUUGAAUUUUAGGCCAUUUUUGGGUCCCCUCCCCUUUCUUUUUGUUCAGCCACUUUCAUGCUGAGAGUUCUCCAGAAAUAAACAUGGGAGCUUCCAUUCCAGAGAGCUUGGUAGCCAUGGAUCAAGAAGUGUAAUAAUGUCACUUCCCUGCUUCAAACUGCACUUUGGUCUGCUUCCAGCCGAGGGAAGGCAGCUGUCCCAGGGGACACCGAAGGCAGAGCUGAAGAAAGGGAGAGUUAGAGAACCGAAAAGACUCGCCUGGAAGUCUGAGGAGGGAACCUGGACUUUCUCGGGCUUUGGAUUCCUGCUCCAUUAGGGCAGCCCCAUGAUGGCCUUGAAAAUGACCUACCAUCUUAAGAGGUCUUUCUCGAGUCAGAUAUAUUGUUCAUCAUGCCCAGAAUUCUCUGUUUGUAAGAAGCAAUCGAGGGGCGUUUGGUUACUUGCUUUCUGGGAACCAUCACAAGGAUUUACUUUCUUUUAUUUUUUAUGGAGGGCUCUUACUGCUCUUAUA
This is a messenger RNA of Echinops telfairi (small Madagascar hedgehog), 3860 nucleotides long. RefSeq names its product adhesion G protein-coupled receptor F1 (gene ADGRF1). Gene Ontology annotation, cellular component: plasma membrane. Bases 116 to 2902 code for a protein of 928 amino acids. Gene Ontology annotation, molecular function: G protein-coupled receptor activity. Lineage: Eukaryota; Metazoa; Chordata; Mammalia; Afrosoricida; Tenrecidae. The record is from RefSeq and is a predicted model, not a curated record. Gene Ontology annotation, biological process: adenylate cyclase-activating G protein-coupled receptor signaling pathway; neuron projection development; synapse assembly. The transcript is spliced from 16 exons.